AUGGCGCAGUUUGUUGGACGUGUAGUAGGUACGAAGAUGACGCGCACGGCAAAAGUAUGCGUGAACAGACUUGCGUUGCAUCCUUUAGUAAAGAAGAUUGUGUCUUAUAUGCUAAGAAAUAGUGCUAGCAGUAGUAGCACGAGUGUUAGGAUCGUGGCUCUUGUGGAGCUUCCACUGUUUGCACACGUCAGUUGUGAUGAUGUUUGUGUUGGUAUGGAACCGGGUUGUGUUGCUCUUUGUUCUGUUUCGGCCAUUGUGCAUGUUCCACAGCAAGGCAUCCCACCUAUGAUAUUGGACAAUCUUCAGAUUUGUCGGUUGGUUGAAGAGAAGUGGAUCAGUCAUUUCUUUGUAAGACAUCAUGCUUGCCAAUGCAAACCAGGGGCGUUAACUCGGGUGUGCAGGACUGUACUUGAAUUCAAGAAGCAGCACAUGGAAGAUAGGUCUGCGGAUGAAAAAUGGCUGGCUUGUCUCAAUAGGAAACUGGCUGCUGUAGCUUCUUCUGAUGGACUUGUUGGAUUGGAUGAGUUCAGAAAUGUCUUGGCACUGAAAGAUGAUUUCAUUGCUGAGAGGUUCUUUCAGCUUUUUGACAAGAGCGAGGAUGGAUUUCUGUCUACGAAGGAGCUCAUUGAUGGUAUCAGUCUGUUGACUCAAGGAUCAAAACUGGACAAACUGCGUUUUUUGUUUGAAGUGUAUGAUGUCGAUGGAAAUGGUUACAUUGAUCCUGAGGAACUGAGGAUUGUUCUGGAGUCAUGCAUGGGAGAAUCAGCUCUCAAAUUGAGUGACGAACAGCUGGAUGAUCUAACAAAUGCAUUGUUUGGUGAUAUGGAUGCAGAUGAAAGCGGGACAAUUACAUUUGAGGAGCUGAAAGCACAGUUGGAUAGGAACCCCAGCUUGGUAGAAAACCUCACUGUCAGUGUUCCUGAGUGGCUUUCUCCUCAACCAUUCAAAGCUCGACGCAUCUUUGCUAACUUUUCUUGUGCAAGAUACAUUAAAAACAACAUGUCGACUGUCGUUACUACAGUUCUUUUCACUGUGAUCAAUAUCGGUCUCUUUACUUACAAUGCUAUAGCUUACAAACAUUCUGGACCAGCUGUCUCCAUAGCUCGCGGUUUUGGUCUUUGUCUGGAUUUUGAUACAGUUACUGUUAUUGUUUUAAUGUUGAGGAAGACGUUGACGUGGCUAAGAGGAACAAGUCUAGGUCCUUAUUUGCCAUUAGACCAGCAUAUCAAUCUACACAAAGUAGUUGCCUACGUCAUAUUGAUGUUAGCAAUUGGACACACAACAGCUCACUGUGUUAACAUAAGGCAGAUUGUCAAUGAACCGAAUGCUACACAUGCUUACUGGGAGUAUCUCUUCUCAACUCACACUGACCUCGGUUGGGUCAACGGCAGUGCAGGAGUGACAGGCGUUACCUUGCUCAUAAUUCUUAUUACUAUUGUAAUCUGCUCUCAACCAUUUGUUCGUCAAACUGGCCAUUUUGAGAUCUUCUACUGUACACAUAUGCUCUUUGUUGGCUUUUAUGUUGUUCUAAUCAUUCAUGCCGAAAUGUACUGGAAGUGGUUCAUUGUACCAGGUACCAUUUAUGCUGUGGAGAGAGUCCUACGCUCUAAGGCCGUCAACUUGGUCCGUUAUGGCAGAACUUACAUAGUGCAAGGCAACUGCUUACCAUCGAAGGUAACUCAUCUAGUGAUAUCACGUCCUGCUGGAUUUACAUUUCAACCAGGAGACUACAUAUUUCUACAGAUUCCAGCAGUAGCAAAGUACGAAUGGCACCCAUUCACGAUCAGCAGCUGUCCAGAGCAGACAGACGUCAUCUGGGUACAUGUUCGUUCAGCAGGGACGUGGACCACAAAGGUUUAUGAAUACUUUGCGAGCACACUUGAGAAAGCAAGGCAGAGGGAUAUGUUUAUAAGGGCAGCUGUGCAGAGAGUGGGCUCUGGUGUGUCCGACCACAGGAGACUGAGUAUGCGACUGAAACAGCAGUAUCAGAAACGACUAUCUAAACCUUCUACUGAUGUGGAGGCACGUUGUACGUCAGUGUGUGAAGCAUGGCAGGACAACGUCAGGUUUACUAAACAAAAGAAGCAAAGCCUGGAGUGUUACAUUGAUGGGCCGUAUGGAACACCGUCGACUCACAUCUUUCAAGCAGAACAUGCGGUAUUGGUCGCAGCGGGCAUUGGAGUUACACCUUUUGCAUCUAUUCUGCAGAGCAUAGCUAAACAUCAUGAAAACGAGAAAGUUCAGUGUCCCAACUGCAUGCACAAGUUUUGUAGACAAAAUCCACAGUCUGUGAUGAAGCUGAGGAAAGUUGACUUCUAUUGGAUAAAUCGUGAUCAGCGUGCUUUUGAAUGGUUCAUCAGUCUUCUCACACAGCUGGAAGUCGAGCAGAGUACCGACAGCAGCUAUUUCCAACAGUUUUUGGAGAUGCACAUGUACAUGACUUCGGCUCUCAAGAAGGAAGAUGUCAAGGUUAUAUGUCUGCAGGUGGCAAUCGAUCUCUUGCAUAAGAACACACACCAGGAUGUGAUAACUGGUUUGAAAACGAGAACAGAAGCUGGUCGACCAGAUUGGAAUAAGGUAUUUGCCAAAAUCAAAGCAGAGGGAAAAGGAAGGGUGACCGUUUUCUUUUGUGGCCCUGCAGCUUUGGGGAAAGUGUUGAGAUCAAAGUGUGAUGAGUACAAAUUUGGUUUUAGAAAAGAAAACUUUUAGUAGGUAAUCCAUAGGUUCGGGUAAGCAAAUCUCCACUGUAAAUGUCUUGCCUAUAGUGGUCCAUUAUAUGGUAGCUAAUGUGCUGAUCAAGUUGCUUCACUGAGUUUACUCAUGAUUCUUUUCUGUUUAUAGCGUAUGUAGUAUAUACUAGUUCAUCUGUUUAUGUUUACACAGUAGUUGUGCGUGUACGUUAUGUGCCAGUCCUAGUAUAAUUCUUGAUUGCAUGAUCUCUAUGCAAGAGUUCAGUUGUACACUAUAGAAAAUUAAUUAAGAUGUAUGUAUAGACAGACAUAUGCAUUCUACUGUA
Molecule: messenger RNA, 3016 nt
Organism: Corticium candelabrum
Lineage: Eukaryota; Metazoa; Porifera; Homoscleromorpha; Homosclerophorida; Plakinidae
Product: NADPH oxidase 5-like
Exons: 16
Coding region: 1-2709 (902 amino acids)
Biological process (GO): defense response; superoxide anion generation
Cellular component (GO): NADPH oxidase complex; plasma membrane
Molecular function (GO): calcium ion binding; superoxide-generating NAD(P)H oxidase activity
Source: RefSeq, a predicted model, not a curated record